UGCCUAUAUAAACCCUCGUCUGCCUCCAUUCUUCUUCCCCCUCUCCUCUCCUUCUUCCUCUACAUCUUUGUAGUACUUUCUCUCUGUCUCUUUCUCCACAACUCCUUUUCAUUGAUCAAGUAUCAUAACCUUGGUUUUCUGAAUCAACAUGGAGUAUGAAGGCCGCUAUGGAUUGACCCAGAGGACAAAAUAUGAUUGCCUUCUGUUUGAUCUAGAUGACACUCUUUAUCCAUAUAGUUCUGGUAUUGCAGCAGCAACCGGAAAGAAUAUCCAAGAUUUUAUGGUUGAAAAACUUGGCAUUGAUAGGAGUAAAAUUACUGAGUUGGGGAACCUGCUGUAUAAGCAUUAUGGAACAACAAUGGCUGGCCUCAGGGCAAUUGGCUAUGACUUUGACUAUAAUGAGUACCACAGCUUUGUUCAUGGGAGAUUGCCUUAUGAGAACAUAAAACCAGAUCCUGUACUUAGGAGUCUUCUGUUGAGCCUUCCUAUUAGGAAAAUUAUCUUCACCAAUGCCGACAAGGACCACGCUGUUAAAGCUCUAAACAGGCUUGGAUUGGAGGACUGUUUUGAAGGAAUUAUCUGCUUUGAAACUCUGAAUCCCACUCACAAGAGCAAUGUUUCUGAUGAUGAGGAUGACAUUGCUUUUGUGGGAUCAACUGCUACUGCCACCACAGCUAGUACUAAUGGCUCUGGAAUUUUUGACAUCGUUGGGCAUUUUGCACAACCCAACCCAAGCAUGGUGGGAUUACCAAAGACACCCAUUGUAUGCAAACCAUCUGAGUUUGCCAUUGAACAAGCCCUCAAGAUCGCCAACAUCAACCCUCAGAGAACACUGUUCUUCGAAGAUAGCGUCCGCAACAUACAGGCUGGCAAGCGUGUGGGGCUUCACACAGUGAGGAUUGGAAGUUCCCAGAGAGUUAAAGGAGCAGACUAUGCAUUGGAGAGCAUUCACUACAUGAAGGAAGCAAUACCAGAGCUCUGGGAGGCCGAUAUGAAAUCAGAAGUUGGUUACUCUGGCAAGGUUCCUGUGGAGACAUCAGUGACAGCUUAGAUUCAUGGUAUUAGCAUAAAAAAAAAAGAAAAAAAAAAAA
Molecule: messenger RNA, 1091 nt
Organism: Pistacia vera
Lineage: Eukaryota; Viridiplantae; Streptophyta; Magnoliopsida; Sapindales; Anacardiaceae
Exons: 9
Coding region: 149-1051 (300 amino acids)
Source: RefSeq, a predicted model, not a curated record